UAGUAGUAUCUUUCAAUUUGAUGCAUUAGUACUGCUGAUAGCUACUUAACACAAACUAGCAAGUAGCAUCACGCAUCAUGGUCAUACAUUAUACAAGGCAACUUCUCCGUUAAUUUCCUCACACAUCCCUUUCUCCCUCUUUCUCUUUCUCUUUCUCUUUCUCUCCUUCCUUUUCAUCACUCACUUUUCACUCCCAAGUCCCAACCACAACCCCUCCUCUCCUCUCCUCGAUCAGUGCCAUAAAUCAAUUCUUUCUUUCUAUCUAUCUCUGUCCACAAUUCUCUUUAUGUCAACAAACCUAAAACUAAAACCUGCUUGAGAGAGUAGGGAAUUAAUUAAUUAAUUUUCUUUCAUUUCAUCUUUUAAGUUGAUCUGUGAAAAUGGCUUCAUCUUCCUCCAACGGCAGUUCCAGCGGAAGCAAGAGUUGGGACAUCGACGGCGACCUCGCCGGUUUCGGCUACAAAGUCCGUUCAUCGGAGCUGCAACACGUGGCAGAAAACAUGGAGCGUUUAGAGAACGUGAUGGACAUUGUGAACUCAUCAACCAACAAUAACAUAUCUCAGCUGGCCUCCGAUACAGUCUUCUACAACCCCUCCGACAUAGGUUCCUGGGUCGACACGCUUCUCUCCGAGUUCGACCAAACGGCGUCGUUGCCCUACGAUUUCUCGGAUUUUCUCGAUCUCGACACGGAUCAGAAUCAAAACCACAAACCAACGCUGGUAACAAUGGAAGAAGACUCAGGGAUAAGACUCGUCCACACGCUGAUGACCUGUGCGGAUUCCGUGCAACGUGGUGACCUCGCAUUCGCGGGCUCCCUCAUCGAGAACAUGCAGGGGCUGUUGGCUCACGUGAACACCAACAUCGGAAUCGGUAAAGUCGCUGGAUAUUUCAUCGAUGCCUUGCGCCGUCGCAUCUUAGGGCAAGGCGUGUUUCAAACGUUGUCGUCGUCCUCGUAUCCGUACGAGGACAACGUACUCUACCACCACUACUACGAGGCCUGCCCUUACUUGAAGUUCGCGCACUUCACGGCGAAUCAGGCUAUUUUAGAAGCUUUCAACGGUCAUGAUUGUGUCCACGUGAUUGACUUCAAUCUCAUGCAGGGGCUCCAGUGGCCCGCGCUGAUUCAGGCCCUGGCGCUUCGGCCCGGUGGGCCUCCGUUGUUGAGGCUCACGGGCAUUGGGCCUCCCUCAUCUGACAACCGCGACACGCUCCGCGAAAUCGGGCUCAGGCUCGCUGAGCUGGCGCGGUCGGUUAAUGUUAGAUUUGCAUUUCGUGGCGUGGCGGCGUGGCGACUCGAAGACGUGAAGCCGUGGAUGCUGCAGGUGAAUCCGAACGAAGCCGUGGCGGUUAACUCCAUCAUGCAGUUGCAUCGGCUUCUUGCUUCGGACUCCGAUCCAAUAGGUUCGGGCAUCGAAACCGUGCUGGGUUGGAUCCGAAGCUUGAACCCGAAGAUUAUUUCCGUUGUAGAACAGGAAGCGAACCACAACCAGGACCGGUUCUUGGAGCGGUUCACGGAAGCGUUGCAUUACUACUCGACCGUUUUCGACUCGCUGGAGGCGUGUCCGGUCGAACCGGACAAGGCACUUGCGGAGAUGUACCUGCAAAGGGAGAUAUGCAACGUGGUGAGCAGCGAGGGACCGGCGCGAGUCGAGAGGCACGAGCCGCUGGCUAAGUGGAGGGAGCGGCUCGAGAAAGCCGGCUUCAAGCCGCUGCAUUUGGGGUCAAACGCGUACAAGCAAGCCAGCAUGUUGCUGACUCUUUUCUCUGCUGAAGGGUACUCCGUGGAAGAGAAUCAAGGAUGCUUGACUUUGGGGUGGCAUAGCCGCCCUCUCAUUGCGGCUUCGGCUUGGCAAGCUGCGCCGAUGCAGGACAGGGAAACGCUGCGUUUCGAGCAAUGAGUUUCAAGAAACGGAAAAAUUGUUUAAUUAUAGUAGUAACUAGUAAACAAGAGUGAUGUAUAAUGUAAAUUUUUCUCUCUCUAUCUCUCUCUCUCUCUCUCCUCUCUAUUUCUUUUUUCUUUUCCUUUUCUUCUUCUUUUGAAAUGGUCAGUUUUGCGAAAUUAUUUUGUGGAUUUUCGAUCCUUUCAAUUUUCCAGACGCGACUCUGGUUGGGGGUU
This is a messenger RNA of Glycine soja, 2116 nucleotides long. RefSeq names its product DELLA protein SLR1-like. Gene Ontology annotation, cellular component: nucleus. Lineage: Eukaryota; Viridiplantae; Streptophyta; Magnoliopsida; Fabales; Fabaceae. The transcript has a single exon. The record is from RefSeq and is a predicted model, not a curated record. The coding region runs from base 381 to 1898 and encodes 505 amino acids. Gene Ontology annotation, molecular function: sequence-specific DNA binding; DNA-binding transcription factor activity. Gene Ontology annotation, biological process: regulation of DNA-templated transcription.